GUGCAAUAUGGUGCUGCCUUGUGCCUCUACGGCUUCCGUUAGCUGCGUUGCGUUGUCAACAGGACCAAAACACCAUCAGCGACAGCACACAGGAGCUUUACUCCUGGACUGUCCGCUGGCCAUCAGCCGACACCUCACCUGUCCGCCUGCAUUAACUCUGCCACGUCUUAGCAAACAGCAGGUAAACGGAAUGCACGCGAUGUUUUCAUUUGGAGAUACUACGUCCAUUUAAAAGCGCGAGAGCAGUCGGUGCACCUCACCGGCACUUUAAAACUGACCGAAACUGACGGGGAAUGCGGUGAUGCGCCCAGCCAUGCCCUGCGCUCGUCUUCCUUAUAUUUAUGCUGCGAUAUGUGCUGUUAGUUGAGUAUUGCUUUAUAGAGAAUGGGAUGAUUUAGGCACAAUUGCGUUCAUAUGCAGCUUGUGUUUUUAUUACAGGUAACGUAGGCUAAGAACCUCUUUUUCCCAUUAAAAGGACACCGGACGGCUCUUGUGUCCCCUGUCCCGUUAGAUCACCAUCACAAUUAUUCAGCACACUGUGGUGAUGUGUUAUCUCUCUGUGCUAAUAACGUUCUGACUGUAAUCAUGGAGUCGGUGCGUCUUCACGCUAGUUUAUCAGGCUCUAUAGUUGGCUUUUAUAGACUGGUUUUCUGACUUUGUGCUUUAGUUUGGACAGCAGCAGCUGGUCCACGUUAGCACCUCAUGCUAGUGCAUUAUCCUGACAUAUUCAUCAACUCUAAAUGAGAUAACAAACAAUCCGGCCAUUAGCUAACACUAUGAGCGAUCACUAUGAGAGAGUGAAGAUUGAGCUCCAGCAGAUGAAGGAGGUGGAGAACGAGGCCGCGGCCGACGAGGAGCAGCUGCCCCCGGCCUCGGUCUCUCCAAUCCCCGCUGACGUUUCCUUCACUGCUCGGAGAGACUUGUCCAAAAGUAGCAUUAACGGGAGAAGUCGGAGUAAAAGUAGGAGUAAAGCAGACGGUCGUGAGAGACAGGUGAACGGUAAACAACUGCCGUAUCUGACGCCGCAGAAGUCAGACUAUUCACAAGGACAGAGCCGUGUGAGCGAUGAGCCAAACCUUCACAUUAAAGGAACGGCAAAGCUUUUAAAGGGUAAAACGGCGGCAAACGGUCACGUUGAGUCAUGUCAGAGACAGACAGAUGGGAAAUGUGAGCAUCAUGGCAAAGAGGCCAAAAAGAGAAGAGCUGUGACGGUGGACACCUCCAAGGCAAAGACGUCUCUGGAGGCGCUAAAGAUGAGCAUCAGACAGCUGAAGUGGAAAGAGUUUCCGAUGGGUAGGCGGACAGCCUGUGAUAUCUACUGGCAUGGGGUCUCUUUUCAUGACAAUGAGAACAUCAUCUCUGGGCAAGUCAACAAAUUCCCAGGAAUGAUAGAGAUGCUGCGGAAGAUAAACCUGAGUCGUGCCGUGCGUACCAUGCAGGAGCUGUUCCCGGAGGAGUACAACUUCUACCCACGCUCCUGGAUCCUGCCUGAGGAAUACCAACUCUUCUCCACACAGAUUCGUCUCCUGAAAGAUAAUGAUUCAACCCUCAAACCCACUUUUAUUGUCAAACCGGACAGCGGAUCCCAGGGCGAUGGCAUCUACCUCAUCCGUGACCCUGCUGACCUUCGGGUCAUCUCAGGUUCUCCGAUCAAACAAUCAGUUGUUCAAGAAUACAUCCAGAAACCCCUGCUCAUUGAUAAACUGAAGUUUGAUAUCCGCCUGUAUGUUCUGGUCCGCUCCUUGGAGCCUCUAGAGAUCUACAUCGGUAAAGAGGGUCUGUCAAGGUUCUGCACAGAACCCUACCAAGAACCCAGCCAGAAGAACCUCAGUCAUGUUUUUAUGCACCUCACCAACUACUCCCUUAAUGUGCACAGCGGGAACUUUGUUCACUCCGACAGCUGCAGCACGGGCAGUAAACGCACUUUCUCUAGUGUUCUUUAUCGCCUGGCAUCUAAAGGAGUGGACAUCAAGAAGGUCUGGUCAGACAUUAUCGCUUUGGUUAUCAAGACAGUAAUAGCACUUGAGCCUGAACUGAAGGUGUAUUAUCAGGCAGAUAUACCACCUGGAAAGCCAGGACCGACAUGUUUUCAGAUCCUGGGCUUUGAUAUCCUGCUGAUGAAAAACUUGAAGCCUGUUUUAUUAGAGGUCAAUGCCAAUCCCAGCAUGAGGAUUGAACAUGAGCAGGAGGUGUCACCUGGUGUGUUUGAAUAUGUACCGAGUCCAGUAGAUGAAGAGGUGAAAGUGGGUGUGAUCAGAGACACGCUGCGGCUCAUGGACCCCACUCAGAGGAAACAACACGUAACGUCAAGUACAGGGGGCGGUUCACCAGAAGAAGCUAUCGUAGUGGAGACAGGAAGUGAUGAGAAAGAAGGUUUGGCGGAUUCCCUUCCAUCUUUGUGUUUAAAGCAAGUCUUCCCUAAAUACACCAAGCAGUUUAAUUACUUGCGGGUCGUGGAACGCAUCGCUACCAUUUUCCUGCGCUUCCUUGGUGUCAAAGGAACCAUGAGACUGGGUCCGACCAGCUUCCGCACCUUCAUCAGGAACUGCAAGCUGAGUAACAGCAGCUUCUCGAUGGCUUCGGUGGACAUCCUGUACAUCGACAUCACGCGCCGCUGGGCUGGAAUGCUCCCUGACUCCAGAGAGGCAGGAAUGUGUCUUCAGGCAUUUAUUGAGGCCUUCUUUUACUUGGCAGCACGCAGGUUCAAGGCGUUACUGCUGCGCGAGCAGGUGCUCUUGCUGCUGGAGGUUUGUGAGGGGGCCCUUGAGGGCCAGAGCCACAGCGAGAAGCCACGGCCACACCGAUCGCACACAAACCCCGCCUCCUCUCAAUCAUCAGCGCCAACCACGUUCAGCUCCCCCGCACUGACACGGCGACGCCACCAGCCGAUGCAACUCUCUGCUAAAGCCAACACAGAGAACUGACAAUCUCACACAUUACAUGUCUUCUGAUGAACUUUUAGAGGGCAAAGCAAUGUACUUUUGAAUAAUACAGAAAGAAAGAAGCUAGAAUAAUGAACCAGAUUUUAUAAUAUAUAGAAGAGGAAGUUAAACAUUCACUCCUAGCUCUGUGCAAUAGCUCAAGUUGAAUUGUUUAUACACAGCUCAGAUGAAGAUAUUUCUUUCACCACACUAAACAGACGGAGGAUAUUUGUACACUGACACUCAGGCACUUGUUUCAGUGCUAAAUGUGCAGAUGGCAUGGCUUGUGUCACAGCUCAUACUGUAUGCUUACCUUCAGGGAAUGUGGGUAGGAUUUGUGUGAACCAAUCACUGCAGGGUUAAAUAUCACGGGAUUCAGUGUUUCUUAAAGGGACGAGAUGUUGUCAUAACACCACUUCAGAAAAGCAGCUAAUUAUCUCAAAUGGCCACCUUACACUGACUAGGCAGAACAACAUGGUGGCCUUUUGUUAGUAGAAAUGGUGUUAACACCAGGACAUGGCACCAAGUGCAUUCAAAGUUUACUAAGUUAUGUAUUAUUUAUACCCGAAGAUAUUUAUUAUUUAUUAUUUCUCACUUAACCGAUUCAUUCACUGUAGCUGUGAAUUGACCAAACUGCCCCUGCAUGUAGAAAUUAUGACAGAAGGAGAAAAAAGGGUUUGCUGUGGUUUAAUGCAAGUGGACAUCUCACAAGAAUAGCACAUAUUUACAGAUCAUUUAACCCUCAUUUAAUAUCACAUUGCAGCUGCAGGCAUCGACAUAUAAAAUAAGGCUUGACUGAGAUGUACUUUUUAUGGACAUGUUGAAUAAACAUUGCAUUUAAAAUA
Molecule: messenger RNA, 3766 nt
Organism: Cyprinus carpio (common carp)
Lineage: Eukaryota; Metazoa; Chordata; Actinopteri; Cypriniformes; Cyprinidae
Product: tubulin polyglutamylase TTLL11
Exons: 9
Coding region: 777-2924 (715 amino acids)
Biological process (GO): microtubule cytoskeleton organization; protein polyglutamylation
Cellular component (GO): cilium
Molecular function (GO): tubulin-glutamic acid ligase activity; tubulin binding
Source: RefSeq, a predicted model, not a curated record